AUGGUUUUCGAACGCAAGAUUGUUGCUAGUCGUACCAGCAAUGACUCCGCCUUGAAAUUGCUAAAGGUCUUCAUGGGCGGCGAGAAGAUCUCUAGCGAGAUCGUCAAGACUUUCUAG
This is a messenger RNA of Penicillium arizonense, 117 nucleotides long. RefSeq lists its product as uncharacterized. The record is from RefSeq and is a predicted model, not a curated record. The transcript is spliced from 2 exons. The coding region runs from base 1 to 117 and encodes 38 amino acids. NCBI's taxonomy places the organism in Eukaryota, Fungi, Ascomycota, Eurotiomycetes, Eurotiales, Aspergillaceae.